UACAGGAGUUUGGCUGCUGGGCUUGUGCUGCUCCCAAAGGCAUUUUCGGUGGCACGUCCCAAACUCUUUAGAUUUUUGAUCCCUAAGAGCAGUGAUGGUGGUUUGGAACGUGAGUUAUGUCCCGCUCCUACAGCAGGUAGCAGCGUGCUGUCUCUGAAACCUCCCAGCCAGCUCCUCUCACGAUAGUGUAAUAAAUACGGGAAUAGAGUGAUAUUGCACAGCAACCUUCCAGUACCAGGAGGGGCUACAAGAAAGCUGGGGAGGGACUGUUUCCAAAGGCUUGUAGUGAUAGGAUUAGGGGCAAUGGGUAUAAACCCGAGAGGGGCAGAUUUAGGCUAGAUUUAAGGAGGAAUUUCUUGACUGUGAGAGUGGUGAGGCGCUGGCACAGGUUGCUCCGGGAAGUUGUGGUUACCCAUCGCUGGAGGUGUUCAAGGCCAGGUUGAGUGGGGCCUUGGGCAGACUGAUUUAGUUGAACAUGUCCUUGCCUAUGGCAGGGAGGUUGCAACUGGAUGAUCUUUAAGGUCCCUUGCAAACCAAACUGUUCUAUGAUUCUGUGAUAAUAAAACAUAACCUCUUGUCCUCUAGCUGACAUGUAAGCAAACACACUGUCCAUUUUGGGUUUCUUUGUAGAUUGCUCUGUAUAUACCUAUGUAUGUACUGAUACGAUACACUACCUUAUGGUGUUUUGAGGAUGCACUGCCUUUUCAUGUUUUCUAAUGCAACCUCAUCUGGGGCUUAGGUCUUCCAUAACGCACACUGAGGUGUUGCUGUCAUUAAACUUGUAAUUAAUGUCCUCAUCUGUAACUGAUGGAAAGGCCAUUGCUAAUGAAAUCAUUAUUGGACAAAAGAUAAGAGGGAUCAUCAAUACAGAAGGCUCAGAAUGUUGUAAAGAAGAAUGAGAGUGUGAGAGUCAAAAUAACAAGUGAAUGCCAUACAGGAAUACAAAAUGCAACGCUGUGUGGAAGCACAGUUCUUGAAAAUAGUAGUUCAACCUAUAAUCUGAAAUGAGGUGUCAGGCUUUCCUUGGAUAUUUACUUCAGAUGCAGCAGGUCUGUUUAAUAGACUUUACUGGUGCAUAUUGAACUGGCCAUAGGAUUAUUCUGUAUACUGUAGCCUACAUGCUGUCUUGGAUUCAGUGCUUAAAGUUGGGGGAACAGAGCAAUGGCUUCUCAUGGGAGAUAGCACUUCUGAAGUAACGAUCAGUGGGGAGCACUGGGAGAGAGAGUGAGCAGCUCACUGACUUAGGUAGUUCUGAGUAAGUUCACAAAAUUUACUCCUAUUCAGUAUGGAGACAAAGAAGCUAGGAGUUUUUCUGAAGUGAGUUUCAGAGCUGAGCCAAGUAGUGCUGCCAAGGUUGUACUGGUGUCAUUUCCUCUGCUUUAACUGGAAGUGGUAAAUAACACUCCAUAUUGUAUUACUGGAAGUAGCAAGUAACACAGCAUAGUGUACUAAGCCCUAGCGAAAAAUUUUCUUGGACCUUAGUACUUCUGUAAUUCUUGCACAAUCAGUGACAAAGCAUCUAAAGACAUUUAUGAAACUUCUGGACUACCAUCUCUUCAACAUCAGUUGCCAAACUACCCACUGAAUACUACAUUCUUAUGUUGUAACAUAGUGACUUGCUGUGAAGAUUCAGUGUCACUGAAGUACUUGGAAACAGUACUUGAUGAGUGAUGCUGUCUCAGAAACCUGCAUGAGUUGUAGUUCAGAGAUAACUGUUGCCGUGUUUUAGAGUUAAUGUUAACUUUACAUUCUGUCCUGUUUGAACCACAUGGAAUUCUAAUGGAGCAGGUGCUGCUGUUUGUUGUUGGAAGAAGUAAUAAACCAGCUGUACCUGCUGAAUGCCCUGACAAGGCUGCUGUGGGAAAGGUGGAGACCAUCUGAGUUACGACUUGACUCUUGAGCUUUAACUGACCUCCAUAUAGAGUAUAAAAUGUAUUUCUUUAUUUAAUUGCAAAUCGUGGAUUAUCAGGCCUCCAUGGUAAAAAUGUCACGAUCUGGAAAAAGGCCUCUUUUAUAGUAGAAUUUCUGGCAACUGUGUUGGGAAAUCUGAAUUAAGAAGUUAGUGUCUCAGAAUGUGUCACAGUGGGAUUAAAAAGGUAGGUGGGAAGAAGAGGUGAAGGAAUUUGAGCAUACAGGCUGCCCAGGGAGGUUGUUGAGUCACCUUCCCUGGGGGUGUUUAAGGGAUGGGUGGAUGAGGUGCUGAGGGGCAUGGUUUAGGGGUUGUUAGGAAUGGUUGGACUCGAUGAUCUAGUGGGUCCUUUCCAACCUAGUGAUUCUAUGAUUCUAUACCAGAGAGAAUCUUUCAUAUAAUCUAAUAGAUAGUGCCUGCGUUGCCCUUUUUAGGAGACCAAGUUUCUGUGGACAUUUUGCCUUACGCAGUUUAACGCAGACUGGUGUACUGUCCUCAAUAAAAAGUAAAGAGUGAAGUUUUGUGGGUUUUUUUUUCCCUCUUCAUGUCUGUGGAACCAUUAGAAUAAUUAUCACCUAGCAGUUUGUACUCUGGGAAUUGCAGAGGAAACAUUUUGUCCAUUGGCUUUAUGGACCAAAUUAUAGUCAUUUGGUCAAAGAACAAAGCUUUUAGAAGCUGCCAUGUAAAGUAUGUGCUGCUUGCUUGCUGCUUAGGCUUCUUAAUCUUUUCCCUGAGUAACACAUUGCAAGUGGAACAUUCUCAUUGUACAGAUUCUCCCAUCUUUAAUGUGUUUUACAGCAAAGCUGUUUGACUGCUUCAUCCAGGUCUGAACAAAAUUCCUGUAAGCCUGUGUCACAACUCUUCCAUCUUGGGGUUGCAUGUUGUCCAGUCAGUUGUUAGGUUCCUGUUGGUUUUGAUGCUGGACGUUCCCAGCUUAGGGGCAAAUUCAUGAAUGUUUUUAAUCGUUUAGAAUGAAUAAUUUUUGGUUAUUUACAUGAACAGUUAGUUCUAGUUGUGAAUUUUCAGAGUGCAAAAACCUGUGGACCCCAUUGGAUUUUAAGAGUUAAUCAUACUUGAGAAUUAAUGAGCUUCUUGAACUAACUGAAUCACUUUUCUCUGUAAGAGAAGAUGGCCAUCUUGUGAUCCAGUUUUGAUGGUGGUUUCUGCAAAGUACCUUAAGUGUUUUAUAUCCAGAGCCUGAAGUCUGUAGGUAGUUAGUGCCUUGUCAUGUUGAAUUUGAAACUGCUAUCGGGACAGUAUUGCUGAGAGUGCUGUGAAAAACAUUUCAGUACUAUCCUCUAUCCUGUGAGUAGCAAGGCUGUCAAAGCUAGUUUGGCUGAGGCAGCUGAGUGUUUUUUGGAAGUGCUUUCUUUUUUUCUUUUUUAAGGAGGGUGGAGGGAAAGGGAAGGGAGUCGAAUCCCUGUUCCUGUUUCAAUAAACAAAAAAACAAAGAACUUGUAGUUGACAUUUCCCUUCUUAUGACAGUUAAUGUUGGAGAACUGAUGGCUUUAUUUUUUUCUCUUACGAUAUUUCUCAACUUCAUGUAAGUCAGAGUCUUGUUCACAUAGUAUUUCAUCAGUGAAUUCAUCCUUAGUGCUGCCCUUGGGGGUGGGGGGAAUAACUUUGUGAGUGCUUUCAAUUUGCUCUCACCCAUCCUAGCAUACAAUGGAGAGGGCCUUUGUUUAAAGGCGGUGACUUGACUCUUCAGUUGCUCUACCUUUUUGAGGCACUAAUUUUUUCAAUUAUUUGGUUUUGUAUUUGACUGUUUCUCUUAGGAGAGCAUUUUGUUUCCUGCUCAGUUUGUAACUGGCUAGAAUGUUCCAAAGUCAGCAGUCUAGAGCCCUGGGUGAGGAGUUUGGGUCGUGCUUUAAGUCACUACCACUGCUCUUAGGGACAAAAAACCUUUAGAACUUGGAGUCCUGCCUGUCCCAUGCUGGAGAGCACAAGAACCUUGAUGAGAAUCCUACCAGAAUGCAAUUCUGCUUCUUGGAAAUUAAGAUGCAAUGGAUCAGCUUGAGCAGAGGGUAAAUGAAUUUUUUAUGAACGCAAAGAAAAACAAACCUGAAUGGAGAGAAGAACAAAUGACAUCUAUCAAAAAAGAUUAUUAUAAGGCUUUGGAAGAUGCAGAUGAAAAAGUGCAACUGGCUAAUCAAAUAUAUGAUUUGGUAGACCGUCAUUUGAGAAAACUGGACCAGGAACUCGCUAAGUUUAAAAUGGAACUUGAAGCAGAUAAUGCUGGAAUUACAGAAAUACUGGAGAGACGAUCUCUGGAGCUGGAUACACCAUCACAGCCUGUGAAUAACCAUCAUGCCCAUUCUCACACUCCGGUAGAGAAAAGGAAACACAAUCCAUCUUCUCACCAUGGUACAGCAGAUCAUGUUCCUGAAAAGAAGUUUAAAUCUGAAGCUCUUCUAUCUACCCUGACUUCAGAUGCUUCUAAAGAAAAUACACCAGGGUGUCGAAACAGUAAUUCAUCAUCCUCUUCAAACAAUACAUACAAUACAAACUCUUCUCAACCAUUGGCAUCAUAUAACCUGGGCUCAUUAUCUUCAGGAUCCGGGGCCGGUGCAAUUACCAUGGCAGCAGCUCAAGCAGUGCAAGCCACGGCACAGAUGAAGGAAGGAAGACGAACAUCCAGUCUAAAAGCCAGCUAUGAAGCAUUUAAGAACAAUGAUUUUCAACUUGGAAGAGAAUUUUCGUUAUCCAGAGAUUCAACUGGAUACUCAUCAUCAGCUCUGGCGUCUACAUUAACACAGACGUUAAGUUCAUCAACCACAGAUUCACGAAGUGGCAGAAAAAGCAAAAACAACAACAAAUCCUCAAGUCAGCAGUCCUCAUCAUCUUCCUCUUCUUCUUCUCUAUCAUCAUGUUCUUCUUCAUCUGCACUGGCACAAGAACUGUCUCAGCAAACAACAGUAAUACCAGAGUCUGAUUCUAAUAGCCAGGUUGAUUGGACCUAUGAUCCAAAUGAGCCACGUUACUGCAUUUGUAAUCAGGUGUCCUAUGGUGAAAUGGUAGGCUGUGAUAACCAAGAUUGCCCCAUUGAGUGGUUCCACUAUGGAUGUGUUGGACUGACAGAAGCACCGAAAGGGAAAUGGUACUGUCCUCAGUGUACGGCUGCAAUGAAGAGAAGAGGCAGUAGACAUAAAUAAGUUUCUUCAUCUGGAAAACAAAUUACAAAUUAAAAGUUUUAUAGAGGACUUGGGAGGGGGAGGAACCCUCACCACACUUCCUUGCAACCACUGAAGAGUUAACCUAGCAGUCAUAAGAUCUGGAACUAUUGAUUUUGCUAGUUGUGUUUUAAUAUUGUAAGUAAAUUAUUUAAAGCAUAUUGAUGUGCUACUAUUCCAGUGAGCCUUGGAUUGUUCCAGUGGCCAGCACAUGCAGGCAUUUGUACUAUCAAACCAUUUUCUCUGAGCAGUGGGCAUUCUACAAUUAUUCAUUCUUCAAAAAAUUCUGAUAA
Molecule: messenger RNA, 5372 nt
Organism: Cuculus canorus (common cuckoo)
Lineage: Eukaryota; Metazoa; Chordata; Aves; Cuculiformes; Cuculidae
Gene: ING3
Product: inhibitor of growth family member 3
Exons: 11
Coding region: 3913-5061 (382 amino acids)
Biological process (GO): regulation of DNA-templated transcription
Cellular component (GO): NuA4 histone acetyltransferase complex
Source: RefSeq, a predicted model, not a curated record